AUGCCACAAAAUGAAUAUAUUGAGUUACACCGUAAGCUCUAUGGAUAUCGUUUGGAUUACCAUGAGAAAAAGAGAAAGAAGGAAGGUCGAGAGGCUCUUGACCGUUCAAAGAAGGCAAAAAAGAUGAUUGGUCUGAAAGCUAAGCUCUGCCAUAAACAGCGCCAUGCUGAGAAAAUACAAAUGAAAAAGACUCUUAAGAUGCAUGAAAAGAGAGACACCAAACAGAAGAAUGAUGAAAAGACUCCACAGGGAGCAGUACCUGCAUAUCUUCUGGACCGAGAGGGACAGUCUCGAGCUAAAGUACUUUGCAAUAUGAUUAAACAGAAACGAAAAGAGAAAGCGGGAAAAUGGGAGGUCCCUCUGCCUAAACUUCGUGCCCAGGGAGAAACAGAAGUAUUACAAGUUAUUCGAACAGAAAAGAGAAAGAAGAAAGCCUGGAAGAGGAUGGUUACUAAAGUCUGCUUUGUUGGAGAUGGCUUUACUCGAAAACCACCUAAAUAUGAAACAUUCAUUAGGCCAAUGGAAAAUAUGCCCAGGUUACCAAUAAUCCUGAAAAUGAUGGAUGCAUAA
This is a messenger RNA of Budorcas taxicolor (takin), 570 nucleotides long. Its product is annotated as ribosome biogenesis protein NSA2 homolog. Lineage: Eukaryota; Metazoa; Chordata; Mammalia; Artiodactyla; Bovidae. The transcript is spliced from 2 exons. Gene Ontology annotation, cellular component: preribosome, large subunit precursor; nucleolus. The coding region runs from base 1 to 570 and encodes 189 amino acids. The record is from RefSeq and is a predicted model, not a curated record. Gene Ontology annotation, biological process: maturation of 5.8S rRNA; maturation of LSU-rRNA.